Messenger RNA from Elgaria multicarinata webbii, 2394 nucleotides. RefSeq names its product solute carrier family 6 member 2 (gene SLC6A2). Gene Ontology annotation, biological process: dopamine uptake involved in synaptic transmission; sodium ion transmembrane transport. Gene Ontology annotation, molecular function: norepinephrine:sodium symporter activity; dopamine:sodium symporter activity. Gene Ontology annotation, cellular component: presynaptic membrane; neuronal cell body membrane; plasma membrane. The coding region runs from base 1 to 2394 and encodes 797 amino acids. NCBI's taxonomy places the organism in Eukaryota, Metazoa, Chordata, Lepidosauria, Squamata, Anguidae. The record is from RefSeq and is a predicted model, not a curated record. The transcript is spliced from 15 exons.
AUGACGUGGGACAGGCAGACUGGUGGAAGCGAAAGGGACCAGGACGGUCCCGGCGCGGUGGGAGCGGAGGAGAGGAGAGGAGAGGAGGAGCUGUUGUUCCGCCGCCCCAUUGUUGGCCAGAAGGAGACGCGCAGAGGCUCGGCGGCGCUUGGGGAUCAGGUGCGGGCCCUUGGCUUACUUUUGUCCAAACCGAGGAGGAGAAGGGGAGGAGGCGAGCCCGGCGGGUCCUGGCGCUGCGGGACUUGGCCUGCCGCCUCAUUUGCAUGCCUUCCUCUUGCUGCUGCUCCUCCUUCGCUGCCGCCGCGGUGCGUUUUUGCGCUGCGCUUUUGGAGAGCUCCGACGGCGCUCGCCAGGAGCGCCGGCUCGCCGCUUCUUGCCUGCCUGCCUCGGCUCGCCUCCCACUCGCGCUUCGCCCGCUGCUCUCCCAAGCUGAGCUUUUCUCUGUCUCUCCUCCUCUCUCUUUCCUCUUGGACCUUCGAAAGGACGAUGAUCACCCCGGCCAGCCAGCCCGAGCGGAGGAGCCCGGCGGGGACGCCUGUACAGGACUGCUCCGAUGGCCAGUGGCAACUGCAGCAGCAGCAGCAGCAGCAGCCCAAGAAGGACGUGGAGCUCAUCCUGGUGAAGGAGCAGAACGGCGUGCAGUACACCAGCACCAAUCUCUUGCAGAGCGGCAGCUCCAACUACAGCUCUGGCGCCCAGGCGCCCGACCGGGAGACGUGGGGCAAGAAGAUCGACUUCCUUCUCUCCGUCAUUGGGUUUUCAGUGGACCUGGCCAACGUGUGGAGAUUCCCCUACCUCUGCUACAAAAACGGAGGAGGUGCCUUCCUCAUCCCUUACAUCCUCUUCCUCAUCAUAGCUGGGAUGCCCUUAUUCUAUAUGGAACUAGCUUUGGGCCAGUAUAACAGAGAAGGGGCUGCCACUGUAUGGAAAAUCUGUCCACUUUUUAAAGGUGUCGGCUAUGCUGUGAUACUCAUAGCUCUAUACGUGGGUUUCUACUACAACGUCAUCAUAGCUUGGUCUCUGUAUUAUCUCUUUGCAUCAUUCACACUGGGGGAACUUCCCUGGACAAAAUGUGGCAACCCCUGGAACAGUGCCAACUGCACGGACCCCAGGAAUGCUUCAGCCUUUGUUACUGGCAUCACUUACUCCAAGUACAAGGUGACUCCCGCCGCUGAGUUUUAUGAACGGCGAGUUUUGCAGCUUCAUCAAAGCAACGGGAUUCAAGAUAUCGGCUUGCCACGGUGGCAACUUGUUCUGUGUCUGUUGGUAGUGGUGAUAGUACUUUUCUUUAGCCUGUGGAAAGGUGUGAAGACUUCAGGAAAGGUUGUAUGGAUAACAGCCACAUUGCCUUAUGUUGUAUUAUCUGUGCUGUUAAUCCACGGACUAACAUUGCCUGGUGCAUAUGAUGGAAUCAAAGCGUACCUCAACAUAGAUUUCAGAAGGUUAAAAGAAGCCACAGUAUGGAUUGAUGCAGCCACACAGAUAUUUUACUCCCUUGGAGCUGGAUUUGGGGUCUUAAUUGCUUUUGCCAGCUAUAAUAAGUUUGACAACAACUGUUACAGGGAUGCAUUGAUGACCAGUACGAUCAACUGUGUCACCAGCUUCAUCUCGGGCUUUGCAAUCUUUUCCAUAUUGGGCUACAUGGCUCAUGAAUAUAAAGUCAGCAUUCAAGAAGUGGCCACCGAAGGACCUGGAUUAGUUUUCAUCCUUUAUCCAGAAGCUAUUUCAACCCUUAAAGGAUCAACUUUUUGGGCGAUUGUGUUUUUCAUAAUGUUGCUUACAUUGGGCAUUGACAGUGCUAUGGGUGGCAUGGAAGCUGUCAUCACUGGCUUAGCAGAUGAUUUUCAGAUCCUGAAAAGACGCAGAAAACUUUUUACAUUUUGCGUCUGUUUUAGCACCUUUCUGCUUGCUCUCUGCUGCAUAACAAAUGGUGGAAUCUACGUGCUUACCCUGUUGGACACAUUUGCUGCUGGGACGUCCAUCUUGUUUGCGGUUUUAAUAGAAGCCAUUGGUGUUUCCUGGUUUUAUGGUGUAGACAGAUUUAGUGAAGAUAUCGAGCGAAUGAUGGGUUUCAAGCCAGGCCUCUACUGGAGACUGUGUUGGAAAUUUGUGAGCCCAGCUUUUUUAUUGUUUGUGGUAAUAGUCAGUAUUAUCAAUUUCAAACCUCUGACCUAUGAUGAAUAUGUCUUCCCACCUUGGGCCAAUUCUGUUGGAUGGGGAAUCGCAUCGUCUUCAAUGAUCCUUGUCCCUGCAUUCGUUCUCUAUAAAUUAGUGAAGGCACGGGGGACCUUUAAACAAAGAUUAGCGUACUGCAUCACACCUGAGAACGAGCAACAUCUUGUAGCACAAGGAAACGUGCGACAGUUUAAGCUCCAACAUUGGCUAACUAUAUGA